Messenger RNA from Oncorhynchus kisutch (coho salmon), 3512 nucleotides. RefSeq names its product nuclear fragile X mental retardation-interacting protein 1-like. The record is from RefSeq and is a predicted model, not a curated record. NCBI's taxonomy places the organism in Eukaryota, Metazoa, Chordata, Actinopteri, Salmoniformes, Salmonidae. Gene Ontology annotation, cellular component: nucleus. Gene Ontology annotation, biological process: box C/D snoRNP assembly. Gene Ontology annotation, molecular function: RNA binding. The transcript is spliced from 10 exons. Bases 234 to 2030 code for a protein of 598 amino acids.
UCCGACUUGCUGACUGGUUGAAAUCGGCACGUGUACAUAAGUACAACCAAUACUUGCAUAUUCGGAAAUUUCAGUGUUUCCUAGUUACGACUAUCACGUGAACGCGGCAACGGGAGCAGAAACACACAUGUGUUGUAGCGGUUCUUAUUAUACCUCCGCGGUCGUAGCUGGACAAACAUUUAUACAAACGAAUUGAAUCCACAUAGCAUUGAAGAAGAGGCGCCACCUACAUCAUGAAUGAUUUUGGAAGCUACCCUCCGCCGAACUUUGUCUCGCCUCCUCCGGGUUCGAUGGUGAGUCCGCCAACGUUCCUUCCACCCCCGAGCAACUUCCAGCCCGAUAUGUGGAACUGGUACGAGCCACCGUCCGAGCCGUGGAGAUACAACGGCCAGGGAGAACACUGGAACUGCGGCCCCGGACCAGGUCGACCCAGAGGCUCAUAUGGCCAGAACUUCCAUCGUGGAGGCGGAAGGCAGGACUAUGGUCGUCCCAACAACCAUGGGAAAAAGCAGAAAAAUAAAAAAGAACCAGAGUUUUCACAUUUCUGUGACCCGUGUGACCGAGGCUUCAAAAACCAAGACAAGUAUGACCAACAUGUCUCUGAACAUGUCAAGUGCUCAGUUGAAGACUGCAGCUUCACUGCUCAUGAGAAGCUGGUCAACAUUCACUGGAAAAAUAACCAUGCCCCAGGGGCAAAGAGAAUCAAGCUGGACACUCCAGAGGAGAUUUCUAAAUGGAGAGAGGAGAGGCGCAGGAACUACCCGACCCUGGUGAACGUGGAGAAGAGGAGGAAGGUGAUGGAUGCCAGGGAGGAGACUGGAGCGGUGCUGGAAACCGCUCAGUUUGGGAGGAUGAGGGGUAGGGGUUGUGGACAGCGUGGUGGAAGGUUCCAGAGGGGCAGAUGGGCCAGACCAGGUCCUCGUCAGUCAGAGAGACCGCCACACCCCACUCAACCCCCCAUGGAGAGGCCUCCACCCCUCACUCAGUACCCCAGGGAGGGAGACCCACUGGGGGCUCUUGCCAACAGCGACCCAGACUCUGAUACAGAGGAGCCAGUCAGUGGAGGUGGGGUGACUGUGGCCCCUAAACAAAUGACAUCAGGGCUGGGAUCUCUGAUGGCCAGCUACGGCUCCAUGACCGAGAGCGACAGUGACCAGGAACCACAAGUCCUGCCCAUCCAGAGGACCAGUCAGCUGCUGAAGGAGAACCAGGCAAUGCUGAAGGCUCUGUCAGCCAAGCCCCAGAACAGUGCUUCAUCUGGGGCUAAGAGACUCUACCCUGAGCCCCCCCGGGAACCACAGCCUGGGUCUGGUCCUCAUAGACCUAGUCGGGGGAGAGGAAGAGGAGCGAGAGGAGGACGAAACAACAUGGACACCCCCCAACAGCGCCGCGCCACUCUGCUUGAGAUGUUACUGGCCCCAGACAUCCGCCAUGAGAGGAACGUGCUCCUGCAGUGUGUUCGCUACAUUGUCCGAAACAACUUCUUUGUACUGGAGGGUCAAACUCAGGACCAGGAGGGAACUCUGGGUAGCACGGUGACCAGAGAUGACCCUAACCUUGACCUCCAGACACAGGAAGUGAGAGCAGAUGAUCUGAGGGCUCUACUCCCAGCUACCUCUGUGGUUGGUCCAGAUGAAAAAGGUGACCAGGUGAGGUCAUCACUAGAAGGUACCCAGAAACCACCAGUCUGCCAGGGACCUUCAGAGGUGGACAUUUUGAAUGGUGAAGAUGUUCAUCCUGAGGAGAUGCCAGGUGCAGCCUCUAACCCUGAUGUCAUAACUCAGCUGAACUCUAACCCUGAUGUCCUGGGGACUGUGGCUGAGCAGUCUGUAGCCCAACAAGUGGGAGAAGACCAGAGCAUGGAAGAGAACACACAGAGUGGACCAGCCGGCUCACAGUCACAUCCCCUCCAGGAAACCCCAAUGGACUUGGCUGUGAAGGCUAAUUAUGGAGAUGGUCACCCUGAAGACCACUCCCAGACCUCCAUCCCCAACUAUGAUGAUGAAGUCUGGGAGACCCAAGACCCCUGAAGUCACCCUGACCCUUCAAUCAAGACUAUCACCCUUCAAUCAAGACUGCCACCCUAACCUUUAAAUCAAGACUGCCACCCUAACCUUUAAAUCAAGACUGCCACCCUAACCUUUAAAUCAAGACUGCCACCCUAACCUUUAAAUCAAGACUGCCACCCUAACCUUUAAAUCAAGACUGCCACCCUAACCUUUAAAUCAAGACUGCCACCCUAACCUUUAAAUCAAGACUGCCACCCUAACCUUUAAAUCAAGACUGCCACCCUAACCUUUAAAUCAAGACUGCCACCCUAACCUUUAAAUCAAGACUGCCACCCUAACCUUUAAAUCAAGACUGCCACCCUAACCUUUAAAUCAAGACUGCCACCCUAACCUUUAAAUCAAGACUGUCACCCUAACCUUUAAAUCAAGACUGUCACCCUUCAAUCAAGACUGUCACCCUAACCUUUAAAUCAAGACUGUCACCCUAAAAGCAGAUUUAUUCUUGAUCCAGAAAUGUGGUCCGGAGGCUCCGUACAAUUGCGUAGCCUCCGGAGGCUUGCAGAGGCCAACUCAAGCUCCGCAUUGCCGUGCACCUCCAAAUUUUGUAACCAUGCAGAGCUCUGUAUAGCUCCGUUUUUGACAUAAUUGGAUGACUGUAGUUGGGGGCGGGACUUCCUGUAUAAACACAAAAUUCCUUCCUUCACAACAGCUCUGAAGUAUGAAUGCCCUGACUUCUGUAGAGGCCGUAUCGCAGUAAAUGCUGUACGGCCAUAUCGGAUUGGCCAUGCAGAGCCUUUAACCCUUAAAUCAAGACAGUCCCCUUGACCUUUCACCUUGUCUCUGAUGUUGGCGAGUUAUUUCCCUACAGUCAUUUAUGUUUUCAUCUAAACAUCAACUACCUCUGGCAUUUUAUUUGUACUCUUCUUUUUUCAACAUGGAAAUAAAUGACUUGUUCUACUGUGGGAAUAUAACCCAGGAAAUCGAUAGUUCUUGGACCAUCUUUGUCCUUUUUCAAAUCAAAUGUAUUUGUCACAUGCUCGUGUUUAGCAGAUGUUAUUGCGGGUGUAGCGAAAUGCAUGUAAGCUAUGUAUCAGUCUUAUGGCAUGUGGAUGGAAGCUGUUCAGGAGCCUGUUGGUGUCAGACUUGAUACAACGGUACCACUUGCCCCGCGGAAGCAGAGACAAGUCUAUGGCUUAGGUGGUUAUAACGGUUCUGGAUGGAGGGAGCUAGGCCCCAGUGAUGUACUGGGCUGUCCUCACCACUCUCUGAUAUAGAGAUUCUGGAUGGCAGGGAGCUGGGCCCCAGUGAUGUACUGGGCUGUCCUCACCACUCUCUGAUAUAGAGAUUCUGGAUGGCAGGGAGCUGGGCCUUUGUUAACAACUACUUUUGGGACCUUGUUAACAUUACAACAUGAAAUCCGUGUCUUAAACGUUGCUACGUUUUGUAAAUAGCGAAGAAAACAUGUAAUCUGCUUGACCAUAUUAAAGUUACUUAUCUCACAGA